UAGAAAGUGUGUUCGAUUUGCCGUGCUUUCGCUUUUCUCUGCUCUCUUCUGUUGUCUUUUUUGCUUAUAUCUUAAAGCAAAUCUGAUUUCGAAAAGGAAAAAAAAAAAAAGAAUCACCGACUAAAGAAAAAAAGAAGAAUGAGUGAGGGGAGGAUAAAGAAGAGUGUGAACGGAGGAGCACCGGCGCAAACAAAUCCGGAUGAUCGGAGAUCUAGUGUUGAAGCAUCUUCUCAAGGGGCGGGGAAGCAGCGAGCUGUAAUAAAGAGUGCUGAUAUGAAGGAGGAUAUGCAGAAGGAGGCUAUCGAUAUCGCUAUCACCGCAUUUGAGAAGAACAGUGUGGAGAAAGAAAUAGCUGAGAAUAUAAAAAAGGAGUUUGACAAGAAACAUGGUGCUACUUGGCAUUGCAUUGUUGGUCGCAACUUUGGUUCUUACGUAACACACGAGACUAACCAUUUCGUUUACUUUUACCUCGACCAAAAAGCUGUUCUGCUCUUCAAGUCUGGUUAAGAAUUCCGAAACCAAGAAAGCUCCUCAGAUGAUCGGAGAUCUAGUGUUCACCAACAACACUUUAAACUGUAUGUAUAUUCGAUUUGAAGUUUUCAGAAAACCGGAAUUUCUGGUUUGUGUUUGUGUU
Molecule: messenger RNA, 634 nt
Organism: Brassica oleracea var. oleracea
Lineage: Eukaryota; Viridiplantae; Streptophyta; Magnoliopsida; Brassicales; Brassicaceae
Product: dynein light chain LC6, flagellar outer arm-like
Exons: 3
Coding region: 139-507 (122 amino acids)
Biological process (GO): microtubule-based process
Cellular component (GO): dynein complex
Molecular function (GO): dynein light intermediate chain binding; dynein intermediate chain binding
Source: RefSeq, a predicted model, not a curated record